AGAUUCUGAGCGCCAGUUUCAAUGGCUGCAACUCUCACCUCAUAUUCAUUCGUUCUAACCUCCUCACCCAAUUCAAAAGCAACAACAACCCGCAGAAACCCCGGAAAGUUCACCGUCCUUGCCAACAAGGCUGGACCCUUCUCUGCAUUUCGGCUUGGCAAGUCAUCAGGGGACGUUGGUUCGUCAUCCUCCGACGAAGGCGAAGCCGGUGACUCCAAUUCAAGUCCAUUCAGGUUGAAUUUCGGGAAAUUACCCGACGUCAAGUCUUUGAUCCCUGUUGUGAGCAGGCCUUCUUUAUCAUUUGGUCCCUCCAGAAGCAAGGACCCUGGGACCGUGUUUGUUGCUGGUGCAACCGGGCAGGCUGGGGUUCGAAUAGCGCAGACCCUUCUGCGUGAGGGUUUUAGCGUGAGGGCUGGUGUGCCUGAACUAGGUGAUGCGCAAGAAUUGGCUCGUGUUGCUUCUAAAUACAAGAUCCUAUCAAAUGAGGAAUCAAAACGCCUCAAUGCUGUGGAAUCUGCCUUCCAAGAUGCUGAAACUAUCGCCAAAGCCAUCGGAAAUGCCAGCAAAGUUGUUGUCACAAUUGGCCCCUCCGAGAAUGGUCCAACGACUGAAGUCACACCAUCAGACGCCUUGCAAGUAAUCCAAGCUGCACAACUCGCCGGUGUCGGGCAUGUGGCAAUUGUCUAUGACGGGAACACAGCUGGUGCAUCGACUUACAAUGUGCUAGAUGGCAUAUCUUCAUUUUUUAGCAACAUCUUCUCGCGAUCUCAGCUGUUGAGCAUCCCUGAACUGUUGCAAAAGGUCAUUGAAACAGAUGUCAGCUACACUUUCAUAAAGACAAGUCUGACGGAUGAUUUUUCUCCCGAGAGCUCGUACAAUGUUGUUGUGUCAGCUGAAGGAAACGGAGGCGUUAACGACUACAAAGUAGCCAAGUCUCAGAUUGCUUCCUUGGUGGCAGAUGUUUUCUCAAACACUUCUGUGGCAGAAAAUAAGGUUGUGGAGGUAUAUACCGAUCCAUCAGCACCUUUGAGGCCUGUAGAUCAACUUUUCAGUACAAUCCCUGAGGACGGAAGAAGGAAAGCUUAUGCAGAAGCGAUUGCAAAAGCAAAGGCAGAAGAAGAGGCAAUAAUAGCUGCUGAUAAAGCUCGUGAAGCAGCCGAGGCAACAAAGAUACUCCAAGAAGAAGUAAAGAAGCUAUCCGAACAAGAAGCUCAAGCCUCAAAUUUAGCAGAAGAAGCUCAAGUGAAGGCUGAGGCUGCAGGGGCCUCAUUUGAUGGCCUCGUUAGCAAAGCAAAAGACUUCGGCUCAGGGCUGUCUUGGGAUAAGUUUAGCUCACAACUUUCCGAGACAGUUGCAAAAUCCAUGGACACCCCAAAAGUUCAGAUUGCUACUGUAAGGGGACAGGCCAAGGCUAAGACACUGCCUCCGCAGAAAGCAGUUGCUAAGAAAGUUGCAGCUCCGAAACCAAAGGAGUCAUCAAAGCCUAAAUCCAAACAAACAGAGGCGAAGAAAGAAGUGAGGAAGGUAUUUGGUGGAUUGUUUACACAAGAGACUGUGUAUGUUGAUGAUGAUUGAAGAAUGACUAUCAAAGUAUUAUUUGUGCUUUUUGUUGUUAUUAAGGGAUGGUUGUUUGAGUUCUACCAAGUAAUAAUAUUAUGCACUGAUUCAAGUC
This is a messenger RNA of Fragaria vesca subsp. vesca, 1672 nucleotides long. RefSeq lists its product as uncharacterized. Bases 22 to 1575 code for a protein of 517 amino acids. The transcript is spliced from 5 exons. The record is from RefSeq and is a predicted model, not a curated record. Lineage: Eukaryota; Viridiplantae; Streptophyta; Magnoliopsida; Rosales; Rosaceae.